UGGUUUUUUUUAACGCCGUCAAAGUACAACACAUCAUCUUCGGUGUAUUUCUAAAGUCGAAUUGUUUACAAGUUACGCCAAGUUUUUGUGCAAAAGCCGGAGCAGUAGCAAUAUUUUUAAGUAAAGUUUUAAAAUAUUGUAUGACAAUUGAAUAACACAGCACAAUGUCAGAUGAAAAUGAGUAUGGAGUUUGCCCCUUUAACAGUGGUCAUCGCAUUGUUAUGUUCCGAAUGCCAGCACAUGUCUUGAAAUGCCGUAAAAAUUAUCGUGGUCCACCAUUGGAAGUUUGUGAAUAUAAUGCCACACACUUUGUGCCGAUGGGAACAAUGAGUGAACACUUGCAGGAAUGUCGGGCGUAUCAUCGUUUCAAUCAGGCGACCUAUAAUAAAAUGGCUGAAAAAUCGAUACGACAGGAUGCCUAAGAAUGAAAAUGACUAGCGGAUAAAACGAUAAGUUGUGACGAUCUUCAAACAAAUUUAUUUUUAUAAUAAAAACUAUAAUGAAAUAAUUUUUAUUUUAACCCCUUUUUAUAUUUUUGACCUCAUAUACUUGAUAUUUUUUUGAAUUUUUAUUUUAUGCUGUAAUAUGUCAUA
Molecule: messenger RNA, 593 nt
Organism: Musca domestica (house fly)
Lineage: Eukaryota; Metazoa; Arthropoda; Insecta; Diptera; Muscidae
Product: gametocyte-specific factor 1
Exons: 2
Coding region: 165-422 (85 amino acids)
Source: RefSeq, a predicted model, not a curated record